AUGCCUUCUACUACUUCAUUCACAGAAAAUAGUAAGGAUGGAUCUUUCAAAAGGCAGGUUUCAUCUUUUAGAGAAAUUAUAAGCAAUUCCCAUCCAAUUUAUAAACCAGAACCAAAUAGAUAUUGGCUAUAUGUUUCAUUAGCGUGUCCAUGGACACAUCGUACAUUAAUUGCUCGCCAUUUGAUGAAAUUGACAUCUAUUAUAGGUGUCAGUGUAGUACACUGGCACUUGGAUGAAAAGGGCUGGAAAUUUACACCUUCAAAUGAUACUUCUAGCACCACUAGUAUCAAUGAGAAGUGUUACUUGCCAACCGGCGAAAUUACUAUUGGUGAAAAAGAUUGGUACAAUUUUUCUAAUUUUGCUGCAAAGCCCGAAAGGUUUGUACAUGGUACCGAUUCUACUGUAGAUCACAUCAACGGUUUUGAAAGGUUAAGUGAAGUUUAUUUUAAGAGCCAGCCUGAAUAUAAAGCUAGGUUUACUGUUCCAGUUUUAUAUGAUACCAAGACUCAAACCAUUGUUAACAAUGAAAGCAGCGAGAUUUUAAGAAUGCUAAGUUCCAACAUAUUUGAACUGAACAAUGUUCCUGACUUGUACCCCGAAAAAUAUAGAUCUGCAAUCGACGAAGUUAACUCCUGGGUUUAUGAUAACAUCAACAAUGGAGUGUAUAAGACGGGCUUCGCUGAAAAUUCAAAGAUUUAUGAGGAGGAAGUGAGAAAUGUUUUUGAACAUCUAGAUAAAGUCGAAGAUAUUUUGAGUGAACAAUAUGAGAAAGUUAACGGCGAUCUAACCAAUUUUUAUUUAGUUGGCGAACACUUGACUGAAGCUGACAUUAGAUUAUAUGUUACGAUUGUUAGAUUUGACCCUGUCUAUGUCCAACAUUUUAAAUGUAACUUCCGUACCAUUAGGGAUGGUUAUCCAAUGAUUAAUUUAUGGUUAAAGAAUUUGUAUUGGAACAAUGCGGCGUUUAAUGAAACAACAGGUUUUAAACAUAUUAAAUGGCAUUACACUAAAUCUCAUAAGAGUAUUAAUAAAUUUGGAAUCACCCCAUUAGGUCCCAUUCCAAAUAUUGAAUCUUAUCAAGAAGGUGACUAG
Messenger RNA from Saccharomycodes ludwigii, 1092 nucleotides. It is a transcript of the gene ECM4, whose product is annotated as S-glutathionyl-(chloro)hydroquinone reductase. Lineage: Eukaryota; Fungi; Ascomycota; Saccharomycetes; Saccharomycodales; Saccharomycodaceae. The coding region runs from base 1 to 1092 and encodes 363 amino acids. Gene Ontology annotation, cellular component: cytoplasm. Gene Ontology annotation, molecular function: glutathione transferase activity. The transcript has a single exon. The record is from RefSeq and is a predicted model, not a curated record.